AUGGCUGAAGCAGAACAUGACAAUGCUUUGCAAUGUGAGGACAGAGAAAAACAAUUAGUACGAGAAUUAGUAAAAUUCAAUAUUUAUGGAGAGCAAACGACUCUGGAUGGCAUAAUUGAGGCAGCCGAGAAAAAUUUAAAAGAAACCCAAGCUCGUGUUAAAGAGCUUAAAACUUUGUUCGGAGGGGAACUGAAUGAAGGUAAAAAUUACAAUAUAUCUUGAAACUAUUUUGUAAUAAAUAACGUUUAACUUUACUGCUUUCUGAUUCGCAUUUUAUAGGAAUGCGCAAGACAUUGAGGAUGUGCAUGUGCGCGCGUGUGUAGCGAGAUAGAACGCUGUGUAUAAGUAUCAAAUUGAUGCGAGAUGCCUUUUUGAUGGAGAUGCCUUUUUGAUGCGAGUUGUGGAGUAAAAUCAUAAAACGAAUUGUGGAUAAAGAAUUUAUCUUUGGGAGAGUGAAGUUAUUUUGGUAAAAUAAGUUUUUAACAUGCAGUUGGUUUAUAAUAAUGGUUUAUAAGCACGCAAACGUUGGACAGUUGAUUUUCGCGUGCGCAUACGAUCUACGUAAUACUCUUGCGUGAUUGAAAGAACGAUUUUACGAAAUGCGUUCGAUUCGAGCGAGAACGGCAUUAAGAUUGUGUCAUUCUCUCUCUGGAAUAACUGGAAUAUGUCACGUGCAAUAAAUUUAACCUGCUCCAAAUUUUGACUAUAUUAUACAUAGACUAUAAAAAAUUCAUUAAUAAUUCACGAGGAAAAUACAAAAGAAAUGAAUGUUUAAUCAAUGUUUGUAAAUCAAAUAAAGAUUUGUCCUGAUUUGCAUAAACUUCAGCUUUGAUUUUCUCGGCUUAGACAAUGUUAAUUUUUAAAAUUACUUUGCCAAUGAACUCAUUCGCAUCCGAUCUUUAUCUGAUAUCUAUAUCAGAUACAGAUCGGCUGCUCAUAUUUUAUCUAGUACAUAUUAUACAGCCACAUCGCAAAAAGAGCUACUAACGAAUAAUAGAAAUGAUCGUCAUAUUCUGCUGUCUGUACACCUAUAUCCAUUCGUAUAAAAAACCUGUACCAUUUACUCAAAUGCACGAAUGGCUCAAGACCAGGAUUCAGUACCAGCAACACUGCUGCGUCAUACAAUGUGACUACCAAUGCUAUUCUAGUUUGUGGCGAUGUAAUCCUAAUCCAGGACCAACUUCGAGAAGGCAAGGUGGGACAAAACUAAAACUUGUAUCUAAAUGUAAUCUAAAGACAAUUGUAGAAUCUCCUGACGACAGCGCAGAGAAAAUCAAUAAGUUGACCAUACUGCAGAACGUUGUUUAUGUCGAACAGUAUGAUCAUAUUGUAUAUUUGUAUGUAUCUGCGAGAGCUGGUUAAACAAAUUAAUCCUUGAUAACGAAAUCCUUCUUGGCUGUACAAUUCACAGAAAAGACCGUCACGAUAAUAUGAGAGGUGGAACCACACUCAUCCAGAAGACCGUUACUUGAAGGUUCACAAAGUGAACAUAUCUCAUGAUCGAACUGUAUCCUGCAAAUUACUCGAAAUUUCUACUCAUGAGUUUUCUAUAGACCACCAAAUUCUGAAGCGGAUAUGUUAUUGGAGUUGAGAGAUUCUCUCAAUCGCCUAGACGAAUCAUGUCAGCGAUUUCAAUCUACCUAAUUUGAUUGGUCAUUGGACUUUCGUUUCCCACCUCUCAUGAGGGCAGCUGCAAAGAAAAUGUUUUUUGAGAUUAUUACAGAUCAAUUAUAAUUCCUCUAUCAAAAAGCUGUAGGUCCGACACACGUGCGUGGGAAUAAACUGGACUGUGUAUUCUCCAAUAAUGCUCCGGAGCUCAUCACAAACGUAAACUGCGUAAAUCCAAUUGAUCUGUUUCCAUCUGAUCAUUACCUUAUCAAGUCCGGUAUCAAAUUUUAUUUUAAAAAAGCAAAAGCGGUAAGACAAAAAGUAUACGACUUCAAUGGUGCUGGUGAACAUUUCUUGCACGUUCCCUUUCAACUCCACCAAAUCUGAAAACUCAGAUAUAGAUGAAUGCUGGAAAGUUCGUCCCGAAAAAGAUAGUUCUAGACACCAAUACAUUACUUUAGAUAGACCGGGACGUUGAACACUUAAUUAAACAGAAAUACACGCCACUAUCGCCAGAAACGAACGGAAGGGUGAAAACUCGAACUACAAAAGUUGACACAAGAAACUAAGAACAUGAUUAAACUAAAGCGCAAACCGUACUUAGAAAGUUCUGGAUUCCCUCGCAAAAUCAUCUGGUCCUACCAAAAACAUGUUUAUUAUAUAAACAUAAGUGUUAUAUAGAGUUUUUGGCCACUGAGAAAAUUCGUAUUUAAACACACGUAAAAAAUACGAUAUUUUUACGUGUGAAAAUAUCAUUUGUUGUAAAACGCAUUGCCACGGACGUUUUAUUGUUUUUCACUGAAUUUUGUUUAUAUAAUAAACAGAAAAAUACAUGGGUGCUUGGAAAUACCAGAUUUAUUUCUCACUCGAAAUAAAUCUGGUAUUCCCGCGCACCCAUGUAUUAUGCUCUAUAUCCUUCGCAACAGAAAUUCCCCAUCUGCCAACACGCACAACAAUGCAAUAACACCUCACAAAACGGAUACUUCGCCUGUGUUAACAUGAUUCCAAAAACUGACGAGGUAAUAUCUCAUAUUCAGUCUUGGAGUGCGAAGUCGAGCAAUCUCUUAACAACUUGUACACAACCCUCAUGACGGAAUACCACCACGUCUACCAUGUAUAUUUAUCAACAAUGUUCAACACGGCUUCAUAAAAAAUCGUUCAUGGGUGACCCAGUUUCUAAGUGUACUACAUGAUAUUGGUCAUGAUAUUGGUAAAAGUCUGGACCCCGAAACAAACAAGUUGAUGCGUUAUACCUCGAUUUCUCGAAAGCAUUCGAUUCUGUGGAUCACGGAAUUCUUCUACACAAGCUAUGGUUGCCUCUGCAUGCUCUCCAGUGACGUCAGGUCUACUUCAAGGCAUCAUUCUGGAACCAUUGUUUUUGUGAUAUUUAUAAAUGAUCUUCCUGAUGUUUCGCCCAGUACAAACUCAGGAUUGUAAUAAUUAUAUGCACAGUUAUCUGCAUGUAAAGCGGAAAAAGAUCUUGGUAUCCUUGUGUCCUGUAAUUUGAAAUAAAGCCCUCACAUACUAAAUAUGGUAGCAAAAGCAAAAUUAUGGGUAUCCUUAAAAGAACAUGCUUGGAAAUUACCAACACUCAACUCGGGAGGACUUUAUAUUUGACGCUGGUAAAAUCUCAGUGUACUUAUGGAAGCGACGUUUGGUGCCCUAUAGCAGUCAUCUUUCCAAAAAGAUCGAAGGAGUCCAGAGAAUGAAGAAACGUGGCGAACUGAGUUAUAUGGAACGCUUAACACAACUCAACAUCAUCCCACUUGUGCAUGACAGAGAACAAAAGGACGUAUUCUUGUUUUAAAAUGCAAAUACGGUCUCACAGACCUUGACAUACAGUACGUUGAAACUACAACAGGCAGGACACGCGCGGGCACCUCAGGCCUUUUAAGAAUGCAAGCUUGUAAAACAAGUGCUUUUCAAAGUUCUUACUUCGUUAGAAUUGUAAAACUGUGGAACUAUGUGUAAUGUAUGUAAACUGCUCCUUCCAACAGCCAUGACACUCUCUCCAUCUUUAAAUCAUACCUACACAAGACUUACAGGUACCUCCACCUGACCGCUACUGCCUACACUCAUGACUUCCCCAGCUCACACCACAGCUCAGUGGCUCACACUCAUUGACUAACGAAUAUCUUCCAUGUCACUCAUUCUACCAUUGCUCUCUUCAUCUUCUGUCUGUACAUGUGCUCCUAGCUUUCCAUUCACCUUCCACUUUUCUAUUCUAUAUUUUUCUUGCUCUUCUAUACUAUCUCAUCUAGUGGUGAGCAUCUUGCAUGAACUUAGUCUCGUUUGUGUUUCGCCAUUUUGGCACCUUCUAUAGUUAGUAUUAUCCAUAUUCUUGUUAAAUUUAAUUGUCUAUGUAAGUUAUGUACAACAUUGCUUGUUAUCGUCGUGCCAAAUUAAAGUUGUUAAAUAAAAAGAAAUCAAAUUUAUUUUCGCGUUGCUAUGCAACCAACUCAUUAACUACAGCUUGUGGUUAUUCCGGAUACGAGAAAUACAGAGUUUCCACUUUAUUACGAAACAACACAAAAUAUUCUCUCUAGUAUUUCCUAAUGGCUUACAUCCGUAUUAUUAACGUUUAGAUCAGAAACAUCUUGGUAUUGUCCCGAGUUCCUCGAAAACAAAUGAAGUACCGGUUAGCAGUACCGAGGUUGAUAUGGACGAUGAAAAUAUUCCUGAAAAUAAAGAGUCUAAGUCAGUGAAUGAUUCUCUACGUAAACUCCAUCGACGAAGACGGUACAAAUAUUGUUGCCAAGGAUUACCUGCAAUAUCAAAACAAAGUUAA
Paramuricea clavata is the source of this 4396-nucleotide messenger RNA. NCBI's taxonomy places the organism in Eukaryota, Metazoa, Cnidaria, Anthozoa, Malacalcyonacea, Plexauridae. The record is from the annotation of a GenBank genome assembly.